Plectropomus leopardus (leopard coralgrouper) is the source of this 642-nucleotide messenger RNA. Lineage: Eukaryota; Metazoa; Chordata; Actinopteri; Perciformes; Serranidae. The record is from RefSeq and is a predicted model, not a curated record.
GUCAUUGAUGAGUUAUUGAUGAUGUUAUGAUGUUAUUGAUGAGUCAUUGAUGAUGUGAUUUAGAUAUUGGUGAGGUACGUAUGUGCCCCUGCACCAGCCGUGCAUGCAGCCUGUUGCUAUCGCUCCUGCUCGUUUUCCUACUUUUAAACUAUUUAAAGGCAAUUUCCCCUCUGGGAUCAAUGAAGUAUUUCUGAUUCUGAUUCUGAAUGAAUUAUUGGUGAGUUAUUGAUGAUGUGAUCUCUCCCCUCAGCGCGUCGGUCCGAAGAUGUUGGAUCACGAGGGGAAGGAGGUUCCGGGGAAUCGAGGGUAUAAAUACUUCGGAGCAGCCAGAGAUCUUCCAGGGGUCAGAGAGCUGUUUGAGAAGGAGCCUGCCCCGGCGCUGAGGAAGACGAGGGCGGAGCUGAUGAAGGAGGUAGACGCAGAGUAUUACGGCUACAGAGACGAAGACGACGGCGUGCUGCUGCCUCUGGAGACGCAGUACGAGAAACAAGCAGUGUUAGAGGCGGUGCAGAGGUGGAGGACAGAGAAGGAGUCUCUUCUGUCCGGAGACAAACAGGAGGACGAGGAGGACGAGGACAUCUACACUGUUCACCCCGAGGAGGUGACCUGUCCCCUUAACACUCACCUGACUGCCUCUCACCU